GGUUAGUGUAUUAAUGUGGAUUAGGGAUGUGUUGGCUGACGGUGUGGUCUUUCCGGGGCAACACACACCACCACAAGUAUGGGUAAGCCACGAGGACUCCGCACUGCUCGUAAGCACGUGAACCAUCGCCGUGACCAGAGGUGGCACGACAAAGACUACAAGAAGGCUCACUUAGGUACCAGAUGGAAGGCUAAUCCCUUUGGUGGAGCUUCCCAUGCAAAAGGAAUUGUUCUUGAAAAGAUUGGUAUUGAAGCCAAGCAGCCUAACUCUGCUAUCCGCAAGUGCGUUCGUGUCCAGCUCAUCAAAAAUGGCAAGAAAAUUUCUGCCUUUGUGCCCCGUGAUGGUUGCUUGAAUUACAUUGAAGAAAACGAUGAGGUGUUGGUGGCAGGAUUUGGUCGUAAGGGUCAUGCUGUUGGUGAUAUUCCAGGUAUCCGUUUCAAGGUGGUGAAGGUUGCCAACGUAUCCCUACUUGCCCUGUACAAGGAGAAGAAAGAGAGGCCUCGCUCUUAAAUAUCUUUACCCUCAAUAAAAAAAAAUAAACAUUCUCUAUUAAUUUUCC
This is a messenger RNA of Homarus americanus (American lobster), 559 nucleotides long. It is a transcript of the gene RpS23, whose product is annotated as 40S ribosomal protein S23. Bases 79 to 510 code for a protein of 143 amino acids. The record is from RefSeq and is a predicted model, not a curated record. Gene Ontology annotation, cellular component: cytosolic small ribosomal subunit; ribosome. Lineage: Eukaryota; Metazoa; Arthropoda; Malacostraca; Decapoda; Nephropidae. Gene Ontology annotation, biological process: translation. The transcript is spliced from 4 exons. Gene Ontology annotation, molecular function: structural constituent of ribosome.